AUGGAUCAGAUCGGGAACAAUCAGAAAAAUGUUGAUGACGAGGGAGUAGUGGUGCACAAUGUGGACCGUCAGCAAGAUCUGAUCAAGCCCACAGUAAAUAUCGACGCCUACGAAGAUGAGGAUGUGCGCAACGAGAAAAGCUACGUUGAACGGCAUCUCCGGUCGAAGCUCCCGCUAUUGGUCCGAAAUCUGAAAAAGGUCUACAACUGGAACUUUGCUCGGCCGGCGGUCCAUGGGCUCACUUUUGGCGUAGAAAAAGGACAGUGCUUUGGACUGCUAGGAGUAAAUGGUGCGGGCAAGACGACGACUAUUGAUAUCAUUACACAGCUGCGAUACGCCACGAGUGGAAGGGUCGAAAUUUUGGGAGAACUCGAUGCGGCAGUUCCGAUCGGAUAUUGCCCGCAGUUUGAUGCAGUGCUUUUGGAUUUGACCGGUUUCGAGUCGCUGGAGCUGAUGGCUUGUUUCCAUGGUUACAAGGAGCCGAGAAAAAUCGCAUUGGAGGCGCUCCAAGCCGUGGGAAUGGCAAAGCACGGCGACCACCAAUUACGAACAUGUUCGGGUGGCCAGCGGCGAAAGAUUUCAAUGAACCAACAGCUGGCAUCGAUCCAAAGGCUCGACGAGACAUCUGGAAAUAUU
Molecule: messenger RNA, 636 nt
Organism: Mesorhabditis spiculigera
Lineage: Eukaryota; Metazoa; Nematoda; Chromadorea; Rhabditida; Rhabditidae
Source: the annotation of a GenBank genome assembly